Trematomus bernacchii (emerald rockcod) is the source of this 4030-nucleotide messenger RNA. RefSeq names its product innate immunity activator b (gene inavab). The transcript has 9 exons. The record is from RefSeq and is a predicted model, not a curated record. Gene Ontology annotation, biological process: positive regulation of protein ubiquitination; adherens junction maintenance. Lineage: Eukaryota; Metazoa; Chordata; Actinopteri; Perciformes; Nototheniidae. Bases 331 to 2157 code for a protein of 608 amino acids.
UAUGCUUUACUUCUCUGGUCUGUAGAAGUAGCCUCUCCAACAAAAGUUUAGUUUAGGGAGUAAAACUUUAUUUUAUCGUUUCUACUGUAAUGCAUCGACUCGUUUAGUUUAGAGAGACGUACAUUUGAGGGCUCCGUGUUGUUCCCCUCAGUUCCUUUCUCAGUGUAAAUAGGAGAUAAACUUCCAGCUCAAAUCUGGGAUACUGGGAGCCGAUGGAGCGCAGUUUGUAUGGAUGAGGCACGAUGCUAGGCUAACUAACUAGCUACUAAGGAAAUGGUGAGGGUCGACACUACCCAGUGAAGAAUAGCAACAGUAAGUGGAUCCACUGACAUGGAGGGCAACGGAGAGAUCAGUGACACUGACAGCGGCAUCAUCCUUCACUCAGGCUCUGACAGCCCAAUGACACACAUGAAGGAUGUGACCACGCAUACACGGGCCAUGAAGCUCAAACACCAGGCUCUCCAAGAACGACUGGAGAUCUGCCUACUGGAGCUGAAGAAAGUCUGCAUCCGAGAAGCUGAGUUGACAGGCCGGCUGUCAGAUGAUUACCCUCUGCUGCCAGGAGAGAAGCCUCCGCAGAUCCGCAGACGUAUUGGAGCUGCGUUCAAAUUUGAUGAACAAAGCUUCCCUCGAGGAGCAGAGGAGUCAGAACUGAGUUUUGUUGAUGCUGAGUUGGCGCUUCAGAUGAAGAUAUACGAGGCAGUGCGCAAGCUCUGCGAGGAGGUUCACCCGAGUAAGGCUGUUAAGAAGAGCCGCUUACAGCAGUGCAAGAGAGAAGAGAAAAAACUCAAACGCCUGCAAGAGACGGCCUUUCAGCUUCGCCUGGAGCACGGCCGUUCAUCACCACUUCCUGCUUUUAAUAUUGCACAACACGAUCUGGGUACAUCUGAUGACAGCUCUCUGUCUGAUUCUGUGGUGCAAGAUGAAGAAGUGACAAGUCAGUCAUCACAGCUGUCUUCAGGACUCCCUGAUCCAGGAGAGACAGACCCGCCCCGGCUUCCCUCUGUGUCCUCACAAUCCUUCUCAAAAAGCUCCUACAUGUCUCCAUCUGCGGCUCCACAAAACCUGCCGCAGACUCCAAGCCAGUCUCCCCAUCCCAGCCUCACGUCUACGCCCAGUUUCAGCUCAAGCCCUGCAAGUGACCUUCCUCCCAUCCAACACUCCCCGUGGACAGAGUCUAGUCUGGACCAACCUUACCAGAAGAACAGGAAGUCGCGCUCCUCCAACAAGUCGAGUUCAUUCAAAACGGAGUUGUUACCCCCACUGGAGGCUGUUUUUGCUUCCCACCUGAAGCUGGGCCACAGCCAGUCCAACAGCACGCCCUCCACACCAGAGAUGAGAGUCCACAGACAGCUCUCCCUCAGAAUACCCAACCCUGAGUCUCCAUUUGAAAGGGAGCGAGGUCGCACCAGAAGUGCAAGGAGGCGACUGACAGAAUUUGCAAUAACUUUACCGGAUGCUCCUCUUCCUGCUGUGAACUACGCAAACUAUGUCAACUCUGAGGAUAGCAACUCUGAACACUCGUUUUCAUCUUACAACAGCUCACCGUGUCAGGAGCUGCCCUGUGAUUCACCCAAACAGUAUCAGUCUGCAUUCGUGCACUCUGGCCCCGGGGGCAGCUGUGGCCCUCAAGGCUUCCCGAGCACUGGCUUUUACCAUAACCCCCGGCAACAGUCCAGCCCCGGGUUUCCUAAAGCCUAUUACACUGAAGAAACAGCCUACCGACCUGAACUGGACUUGGCACGGGGCUAUUACACCCAGCGGGCUCCCUGUGCUCCCAACAGAUAUGAGUAUUACUAUAAAGACCCUGCUGUGCUCCACCAGAGAGCACAGAGGCCUCUACCUCCUGAUAUCAGACUCUCCCCCUCCCCGGCUCAGUGGGAGCAUCCGCAGUACCGCUCCAAUGGCCUUCCAAAACAAGUAGUGAACGAGCAGCUGACCUCGUGGCACCACCGCAGUCAGCUGAAGUCCCCCAGGUCCUGCUCUCUGGACAGACAGGGGGCCGUCAGAGUUAAAAACAUUUCUGCUCGGGAGACCGCCUUUCACCAAAACCAGAAGUACCAUGAGCAGGUAAACAGACACAAAUAUGUUGACACACAUCUUACAAUCUGUCAACAUAGAAACAGACAUACUGAAACAAGUAGUAGUACCAAAUAAUGAAUAAUUUAAUAAGUUCUUCAUGACAGGAAAUAGUUUUUAUUCACCUAAUCACUACGAUAAGAAAUUCCGGCUUAAGAGGCAUUUUGGUAAAUGUGCCUGUUUGAUCAGAAACCUGUGGGUGAACUCAUGUUGUAAAAUAACAUUGUUUCAAUAAUUUACUUAUAUUGUUUCUAUUGUUGUUGUUGCUAACUCAGGUUAUCCAGAGAAGGGCUCUUCAGAGAGAGGAGACUCGCUGGGUGGUAGAUGACGGUUCUCACUUUAUGAGUCAAGUUUAAACCAAGGACACCUUGGACCGCAAACUGAGAGGCGACUGCAUUUAUUACCAAAUAACCAAAGUGGAGUCUUAAGAAAAUCAAGUCAAAUUUACUUUUUAAGUCCCUAAACAUUUUUUUUUUUUUCAUGAUUCUUGUUUAUCUUUCUGCCUGCAUUAAGGGAUAAUAACGAAUGCAUCUUACACUACAAUCUGAUACAAAAAUAAUAUGGCUACUAAAGUGACUGUAAAGAUAACCCCGGUUGCUUGUAAAAUGUGCCCAUUGUUUUUGUCCACUCUAUAUGAAUUCAAUGCUUGUUAAAUGUUACUGAGAGCUGUUUGAACCUGCCACAGUUCAAAACUCAUAUUUAAGUUUAUCAAACAAAACCACAGAGUUUCUGCUUCUUUAAAUACAGGGUUAUUUUGAUAUGCGAAUUGACUAUGAUAUGACAUAACGAAACGGAAAUCGUCAGCCAAUAGUUUGGAAGCUCGAACAGGGAAAUGCCCAACACAAUUUAACAUUGUUGCCAGAUUGUGAAACAUUUAUGUUUUUAAAAAGUAACAUUUUACAUUUAACUAGUUACAUUAAGGUCCCUGUUGAAGGUAAUCUCACAAGAACUAACAUCAAUUAAUCAUGUACAUGUCUAUAACUACUUAGUUAUACAACAGAGUGCUGCAUUAGAUGUUGCAAUCUGUAGCGAAAUGAUACAACUUCAAUUGAGGAAGUGUUCAAGACAGAGAAGUUUACUUUUUGCUGUGUGGUAGAUGGGGUGCUCAAUUUCUAGCUGUUCGAAUGAAAUCAAUGAAUUGUAAAAUAAUGUAAAUCAGUAACAUGUCCUUUUUAGCUACAUUUUGUGUUUAAUGUUCCAUGAUUUUCUUUUUUCAUCAUGUUAAUGAACUUGAGCUGCUUACAUUUUAAGAUCCCAGUUGUUUCUUCAUAAUCAUGUACUUUUAGAGGAAAAUGCGUCUUCUUUUUCUACUUAUUGUGUCUGUGGAUCUGCCAGUUAACUUGAAUUACUUAUAGACUUAAUAAAGUAGUUGAAACUAAAUAUUAAUUUACUCACAUGAGCUGAAAGGCAGCAAAUUUAACAAAAGCAGAGUCUUGAUGUUUGGCAGCUAUUAAAGUGUUCAAAUCAAAUUGAAAUAUCCCAAACUUUAACAGAUAUUUGUCAGUGUCUGUAUUAGAUCUGCUCUCAAACCACUGACAAUGUGUGAUUCACAAUCAUGUCUCACGAUCAAACACGCUUUCAACGGUUCAAAUGAAAGCAACCUUCUGCAAAUUCAACUACAGCUUCACACUGACCGGUCCCUCACAGUGAUCUAUGUAUGUGUUUAUUUAUUGUGAUGUGCACCAUUUGACUUAUGGAAAGUCAGACUUGAAAUAGAAAAAGACUUGGACCUGAGUUUGCAAAAUACAGCAGCAGUAAAGACUGUUUUGAGAUGUAUAUAGAAAAAAACAGAACACAAUCAUGUACCCUUGUGUGCCUCUUUUUUACUGUAUUUCUUUUUAAUUUAUCAGUUAAAGUAGUUUAAGUGAAACUAAUAAUAAUGUGUUAUGUUGCUGAUGAUAAAUCUGUGAAGUGUUUACCCUGUGGAAGAAAAUAAAGAAUAAUAUUUGCA